Suillus subaureus is the source of this 1656-nucleotide messenger RNA. RefSeq names its product permease for cytosine/purines, uracil, thiamine, allantoin-domain-containing protein. The transcript is spliced from 14 exons. Gene Ontology annotation, biological process: nucleobase transport; transmembrane transport. Bases 1 to 1656 code for a protein of 551 amino acids. Gene Ontology annotation, molecular function: nucleobase transmembrane transporter activity. Lineage: Eukaryota; Fungi; Basidiomycota; Agaricomycetes; Boletales; Suillaceae. The record is from RefSeq and is a predicted model, not a curated record. Gene Ontology annotation, cellular component: plasma membrane.
AUGUCGCAAAGCGAGGGUUUGGUCGGUUUCUUUAAGCCCUCUAGAUGGGCUCUCGAACGUGAAGAAACGACUUUCGCGAACCAUGGAUGGAGUAAUAAGGACAUGGAUCCGGUACCUCCGCGUCUGAGAACAUGGACCACCUGGAAUUAUAUAUCCUAUUGGAUCUCUGAUGCCACUAAUCUUGCAGUUUGGGAGUUGGCUAGUUCCAUGCUUGCAAUCGGUUUAUCUUGGCGUCAGGCUAUGCCAUGUAUUGCGGUUGCCUAUGGGAUUAUCUCCAUAGUGAUGGUUUUGACCGGCACCAUAGGCGCUCGUCUCCAUGUCGCCUUCCCUGUAUUAAACCGAUCGUCAUUCGGCUUCUGGUUCAGUUACUUCACCGUGUUCAGUCGCGUCUUACUAUCUAUGUUCUGGUUCGGUAUACAGACAUACAACGGGUCGCAAUGCGUGUAUCAGAUGCUCAAAGCCAUUUGGCCUUCGAUUGCAAGAAUGCCCAAUCGAUUACCUGUCUCUGCAAAUAUUACCAGCUCUGGAUUGAUGUGUUACCUUCUCUAUUGGCUGAUCCAGCUUCCGUUUCUUUUUGUAACUCCUCAUAAAAUCCGUUGGUUAUUCUUCGCAAAGGGCGUGCUUACACCUAUAGCAUGGCUGGCAAUGGUUAUAUGGGCAUUUGUCAAGGUCCCUGCAUCACAGGGCUUGUUUUCCCAGCAUGCAACUAUCGAAGGCAACUACUUUUCAUGGGCAUGGCUCAGCGCGAUGAAUAGCGCCUUGGGAAUCUAUGCCAGUUUGUCGGUCAAUAUUCCCGAUUUCACUCGCUACGCCAAGAACGAACGAGCUCAAUAUGUCCAACCGUUUAUCAUUCCCAUCGCAUUUACGCUGUGCAGCUUUGUUGGAAUUGCUGUGACUAGUGCUGGAAUACAACUCUACGGCGAGGUCCUGUGGGACCCUCUUUUGUUAAUUGAUCGUUGGGACAAUCGGGCCGCAGCCUUUUUCGCUUCCUUCGUAUUUGCAUUGACAACUAUUGGUACCAACAUCAGCGCCAAUUCGCUCGGGGCAGGGAACGAUAUGACAGCACUGUGUCCAAAGUAUAUCAACAUCAGGCGCGGACAAAUAUUGUGUGCGAUUAUUGGUGGUUGGGCUCUGUGUCCAUGGGAGAUUCUUGCCAAUGCUACGGGGUUCUUGAGUUUUAUGGAUGGAUACACCAUUUUCCUUGGCCCUUUUGCUGGCAUCAUGGUCACUGAUUUUUACCUGGUGCAUAAAGGUUGCGUCGACGUUCCCGCUAUGUAUGACCCUUCAGGACGAUAUCGCUACACUGGGGGAUUUAACUGGCGCGCAGUCCUGGCUAUGAUAGUAACUGUUGCCCCCACGCUGCCCGGCCUUAUCAACUCGAUCAAUCCAGCUAUCAAGAUAGGGUACGCAACCCACUUAUUCGACAUCGCGUGGAUGUACGGGUUUGUGGUUGCAUCCCUGGUGUAUUAUGUUGCAUCGUACUUGUUCCCUGCUCACGAUACCCAUGUUGAUACCCUAAUCUCUGCGGACGAUGUCAUGCCCAUAGACAAGCAAUAUGAAAAGGACAGGCAAUCUCCCAUAGAAACAAUGCAGAGUGGUACUGAAGGCGAGGAUAAGAAAAGCGUAAACGUCGAGACCACUGAAGUACAGGUGUAA